Messenger RNA from Nicotiana attenuata, 636 nucleotides. RefSeq lists its product as uncharacterized. The coding region runs from base 1 to 636 and encodes 211 amino acids. The transcript is spliced from 3 exons. Gene Ontology annotation, molecular function: nucleic acid binding; RNA-DNA hybrid ribonuclease activity. The record is from RefSeq and is a predicted model, not a curated record. Lineage: Eukaryota; Viridiplantae; Streptophyta; Magnoliopsida; Solanales; Solanaceae.
AUGUUCUUUGAUGGAGCUGUAACUGCAAAAGGUGUUAGGAUUGGGGAAAUUUUGAUUUCUCCCACUGGUCAGCACUAUCCGGCCACAGACCGAAUUCGGUUCUUUUGUACAAACAACACCGCUGAAUAUGGAGCCGGCAUUAUGGGUGAAUGGGAAACUCAGGACAUCAAGCUUAUCCCAUACAGGAAACAUGUGAAAGAUCUUAGCAAACGAUUCAACUCUGUUGAAUUCAGGUACAUCCCUCGAUUCCACAAUGAGUUAGCUGAUGCACUAGCUACCUUGGCUGCAGUGUUGCCGUAUCCAGGCAAUGCCCAUAUUGACCCGUUGGAGAUCCAAAUUCGAGAAAGGUAUGGUUAUUGCAAUACUGUUGAAAUAGAACCAGAUGUUCAGCCACGGUAUCAUGAUAUUAAAAGAUUCUUGAAAACAAAAGAAUACCUCGAGCAGGCUAAUAGAGACCAAAAGAGAGCCAUUAGAAGGCUUGCUAGCGGUUUCUUCUUAAGCGGAGAAGUUUUGUACAAAAGAACUCCAGGUCUAAAUCUUUUGAGGUGUGUAGAUGCCAAAGAAGCUAAAAAGAUCAUGAACGAAGUUCAUUCAAGAUUUUGUCCGAAAACGCCAUCAGUGUCAGAUACACGGUGA